AUGGUAGACCUGGUUUUCAAUGGUUCAGAGAGUGUGCCUUCAAAUGCUGAAAUUACCAACACACUACUAACUGACCCAAAUAUUGUCAGUGCCCUGAACGUAACUUCUGCUUCUGUUGAAGUUAAUGGCACAGAGCCCUCCACAACAACAUUUGCUGAAACACCUACCACUACUGCAGCAGUAACAUCCAAAACAACACCUACUACAACAACAGAGCCGUACACAACAACUCUUGCUGAACCAUCCACCACUACUGCAGCAUUAACAUCUACUACAACAACAACAUCUACUACAACAACAGAGCCGUACACAACAACUCUUGCUGAACCAUCCACCACUACUGCAGCAUUAACAUCUACUACAACAACAAAACCCUCCACUUCAUUAUUCACAACUAAUGCCAAUAGAGCACCUGGAAAUGAAGUAUCAAUAACUCUUGUGUUUCGCUCUGAAGAUACAUUUAUAGAUGAACUCAGUGAUAAAACUUCUACUGCUUUCAAAGAAAGGGCUGCACGUGUUCAAAACCUUCUUAAAAAUGGUUACAAAUCCUACAAAUCUUUGCUAGAUGUUAUUGCUGUAGAAUUCAGGAAGGGGUCAACCUAUAAUAUAGUAGACCUGGUAUUCAAUGGUUCAGAGAGUGUGCCUUCAAAUGCUGAAAUUACCAACACACUACUUACUGACCCAAAUAUUGUCAGUGCCCUGAACGUAACUUCUGCUUCGGUUGAAGUUAAUGGCACAGAAACAACUGCUCAACCAACAACUGAAUACUCAACAGCCAAAGCAAGUCCUGCUGAUACAUUAAUCACUAUUGCAGAACUAACAUCUACUACAACAACAGAGCCCUCCACAACAACAGCUGAACCCACCACCACUGCUACAGAAAUAACAUCUACCACAACAACAGAGCCCUCCACAACAACUCCUCCUGAAACAUCAACCACUGCUGCAGACAUAAAAUCUACUACAACAACAGAGCCCUCCAAAACAACAGCUGAAACAUCCACCACUGCUGCAGCAAUAACAUCUUCUACGACAGAUGAGCCAUCCACAACUCAUGCUAAAACAUCAACCACUACUGUAGCUGUAACAACAACAGAACCCUCAACAACAACAGCUGAAACAUCCACCACUGCUGCAGAAAUAACACUUACUACAACAACAGAGCCCUCCACAACAACAGCUGAACCCACCACCACUGCUACAGAAAUAACAUCUUCUACAACAACAGAGCCCUCCACAACAACCCCUCCUGGAACAUCAACCACUAUUGCAACAGAACCAUCUACAACAACAGAGCCUUCGACAACAAUUCCUGCUGAAACAUCCACCCCUACUGCAGCAAUAACAACUACUUCAACAAUGACCCCCACAACAACUCCUCCUGAAACAUCCACGGCUACUGUAGCAAUAUCAACUAUGACAACAGAGCCAUCAACAACAACAGCUGAAACAUCCACCACUGCUGCAGCAAUAACAUCUUCUACGACAGAUGAGCCAUCCACAACUCAUGCUAAAACAUCAACCACUACUGUAGCUGUAACAACAACAGAACCCUCAACAACAACAGCUGAAACAUCCACCACUGCUGCAGAAGUGACAUCUACUACAACAACAGAGCCCUCAACAACUCUUGCUGGAACAUCUACAACAACAACAACAAUAACAUCUACUACAACAACAAAGCCUUCCACAACAACUCCUCCUGAAACAUCAAUGACUACUGUAGCAAUAACAUCUACUACCACAUCAGAACCAUCAACAACAACAGCUGAAACAUCCACCACGACUGCAGAAGUAACAUCUACUACAACAACAGAGCCCUCAACAACUCUUGCUGAAACAUCCACCAUUACUGCAGCUGUAACAUCUACUACAACAACAGAGCCCUCCACAACGACAAUUGCUGAAACACCUACCACUACUGCAGCAAUAACAUCUAAAACAACAUCUACUACAACAACAGAGCCAUACACAACAACUCUUGCUGAAACAUCUACCACUACUGGAGCAGUAACAUCUACUACAACAACAUCUACUACAACAACAGAGCUGUACACAACAACUCCUGCUGAACCAUCCACCACUACUGCAGUAUUAACAUUUACUACAACAACAAAACCCUCCACUUCAUUAUUCACAACUAAUGCCAAUAGAGCACCUGGAAAUGAAGUAUCAAUAACUCUUGUGUUUCGCUCUGAAGAUACAUUUAUAGAUGAACUCAGUGAUAAAACUUCUACUGCUUUCAAAGAAAGGGCUGCACGUGUUCAAAACCUUCUUAAAAAUGGUUACAAAUCCUACAAAUCCUUGCUAGAUGUUAUUGCUGUAGAAUUCAGGAAGGGGUCAACCUAUAAUAUAGUAGACCUGGUUUUCAAUGGUUCAGAGAGUGUGCCUUCAAAUGCUGAAAUUACCAACACAUUACUAACCGACCCAAAUAUUGUCAGUGCCCUGAACGUAACUUCUGCUUCUGUUGAAGUUAAUGGCACAGAAACAACUGCUCAAUCAAUAACGGAAUACUCAACAGCCAAAGCAAGUCCUGCUGAUACAUUAACCACUAUUGCAGAACUUACAUCUACUACAACAACAGAGCCCUCCACAACAACAACAACAACUGAAACAUCCACCACUGCUGCAAAAAUAACAUCUACUACAACAACAGAGCCCUCCACAACAACCCCUCCUGGAAUAUCAACCACUAUUGCAACAGAACCAUCUACAACAACAGAGCCUUCGACAACAACUCCUGCUGAAACAUCCACCACUACUGCAGCAGUAACAACUACUACAACAAUGACCUCCACAACAACUCCUCCUGAAACAUCCAUGACUACUGUAGCAAUAACAUCAACUACGACAACAGAGCCAUCAACAACAACAGCUGAAACAUUCACCACUGCUGCAGAAAUAACAUCUACUAGAACUACAGAGCCCUCCACAACAACUCCUACUGAAACAUCCACCACUACUGCUGCAAUAACAUCUUCUACGACAUAUGAGCCAUCCACAACUCAUGCUGAAACAUCAACCACUACUUUAGCAGUAACAACAACAGAACCCCCAACAACAACAGCUGAAACAUCCACCACUGCUGCAGAAAUUACAUCUACUACAACAACAGAGCUCUCCACAACAACUCCUCCUGAAACAUCAACCAAUAUUGCAACAGAAGCAUCUACAACAACUGAGCCAUUGACAACAACAGCGAAACCAUCCAACACUACCGCAGCAGUAACAUCAACUAUAACCGAGGCCUUCACAACAACCCCUCCUGAAUCAUCCACCACUGCUAUAGCAUUAACAUCUACAACAACAACAACAACAACAGAGACCUCCACAACAACAACUGAACCAUCCACCACUACGGUAGCAAUAACAACAACAACAGAGACCUCCACAACAACAACUGAACCAUCCACGACUACGGUAGCAAUAACAUCAACUACAACGGAGCCCUCCACAACAACAACUGAACCAUCCACCAUUAGAGCAGCAGUAACAUCAAGUACAACAGAGCCUUACACAACAACUCCUCCUGAAACAUCCACCACUGCUGCAGCAUUAACAUCCUCAACAGCAUUAACAACUACAACAGAGCCCUCCACAACGACUCCUGCUGAAACAUCUACUACUGCUGCAGAAGAAACAUCUACAACAAGAGAGUCCUCAACAACUACUCCUGCUGAAACAUCUACCACUACCACAGCAGUAACAUCUACUACAACAAGAGAGUCCUCAACAACUACUCCUGCUGAAACAUCUACCACUACGACAGCAGUAACAUCUACUACAACAAGAGAGUCCUCAACAACAACUUCUGCUGAAACAUCCACCGCUAUUGAGGCAGAAACAUCUACUAAUAGUGUUGCAGUAAAGUCUACUACAUCAACAGAUUCCUCCACAACAACUCCUGUUGAAACAUCAUCCACUACUGAAGCAGUAACAUCUACUAUGGCAACAGAGCCCUCAACAACAACUCUUGAAGAAACAUCCACCACUACAGUAGAAUCAAGAUCUACUAUUACAACAAAGCCACCAACAACUUCUACUGAAAUAUCUACUAUAAUAACAGAGCCCUCAACAACAACAACUGCUGAAACAUCCACCACUACUGCAGCAGAAACAUCUAUUACAACAAGAGAGUCCUCCACAACAACUGCUCAAACAUCCACCGCUACUGCAGCAGAAGCAUCUACAACAACAGAGCUGUCCACAACAACUUCUGUAGAAACAUCUACUACUAACAUUGCAAUAAAGUCUACUACAGCAACAGAAUCCUCCACAAGUCCUGCUGAAACAUCAACCACUACUGGAUCAGUAACAUUUACUAUGACAACAGAGCCCUCCACAAGAACUCUUAAAGAAACAUCCACCACUAAUGCAGAAGUAGAGUCAACAACAAACUUUGAAGAAACAUUCACUACUACAGUAGAUUUGACAUCUACUACUGUAACAGACCCAUCAACAACAACAACUUACACUGAAAUAUCCACCACUACUGCAGCUGUCACAUCUACUACAGCAGAGCCCUCCACAACAACCACUCCUGAAACAUCCACCGCUACGGCAGCAGUAACAUCUAUUACAACAGCAGAGUCCUCAACAACUCCUGCUUAUACAUUCACCACUACUUCAGAUGUAGCAUCUACUAUUACAACAGAGCCCACCACAACAACUAAUGCAGAAACAUCCACCACUACCACAGCAGUAACAUCUACUACAACAGAGUCCACCACAACAACUCCUGCUGAAACAGCCAUCACUACUGCAGCAGUAACAUCUACAACAACAGAGACAACAUCUCCCUCUACUACUGUAAAUACAGUAUCUGAAAAUGUAGUAGUAACAACACUGUUUUUUACCUCCCAAGAUACAUUUAUAGAUGACUUCAAUGAUAACAGUUCUCCCGCUUUCAAGAAAAGGGCUUCAUUUGUUGAAGGACUUUUUGUCAACAUUUUCAAACGGUUUGAUUCCUUCAUACGAGCCAUUGUCAAGAAAUUCAGGAAAGGAUCAGUCAAUACGGAAGUUGAUCUUCUUUUCAACAGUACAGAUGUUGUGCCAUCAAAUUCAGAAAUUGGAAAUACAAUAUUGAACAACACACAAUUUCUAAAUGACCUAAACGCAACUGCUAAUUCAGUUGACAUUAAUGGAACACAAAUAUCAUCAAUUACUGAGCCAACAACUGAAUACUCAACACCCACAACAACAUCAGCUCAAAUAUUCACCACUACUGCAGCAGCAACAUCUACAACAACAGAGCUCUCCACAACAACUCCUAUGGAAACGUUUACUAAUACCAUAGCAGUAACAUCUACUACACCAACAGAGUCCUCCACAACAACUCUAGAAGAAACAUCCACAACUGAAUACUCAACACCCACAACAAUGCCUGCUCAAACAUCCACCGUUACUGUAACAGAAACAUCUACAACAACAGAGCUCUCCACAACAAGUCCUGUGGAAACGUCUACUACUACCAUAGCAGUAACAUCUACUACAGCAACAGAAUCCUCCACAACAACUCCUGUUGAAACAUCAACCACUACUGAAACAGUAACAUCUACUAUGACAACUGGGUUCUCCACAACAACUCCUGUGGAAACGUCUACUACUACCAUAGCAGUAACAUCUACAACAGCAACAGAAUCCUCCACAACAACUCCUGCUGGAACAUCCACCACUACUUCAGUUGUAACAUCUACUACACCAACAGACUCCCCCAAAACAACUCUAGAAGAAACAUCCACAACUGAAUACUCAACACCCACAACAAUGCCUGCUCAAACAUCCACCACUACUGCAGCAGAAACAUCUACAACAACAGAGCCCUCCACAACAACUCCUGUGGAAACAUCUACUACUACCAUAGCAGUAACAUCUACUACACAAACAGAAUCCUCCACAACAACUCCUGCUGAAACAUCCACCACUACUGAAUCAGUAUCAUCUACUAUGACAACAGGGUCCUCCACAACAACUCCUGUGGAAACGUCUACUACUACCAUAGCAGUAACAUCUACUACAGCAAAAGAAUCCUCCACAACAACUCCUGCUGAAACAUCCACCACUACUUCAGUUGUAACAUCUAUUACACCAACAGAGUCCCCCACAACUACUCUAGAAGAAACAUCCACAACUGAAUACUCAACACCCACAACAAUGCCUGCUCAAACAUCCACCACUACUGCAGCAGAAACAUCUACAACAACAGAGCCCUCCACAACAACUCCUGUGGAAACAUCUACUACUACCAUAGCAGUAACAUCUACUACACAAACAGAAUCCUCCACAACAACUCCUGCUGAAACAUCCACCACUACUGAAUCAGUAUCAUCUACUAUGACAACAGGGUCCUCCACAACAACUUCUGUGGAAUCGUCUACUACUACCAUAGCAGUAACAUCUACUACAGCAACAGAAUCCUCCACAACAACUCCUGCUGAAACAUCCACCACUACUUCAGUUGUAACAUCUACUACACCAACAGAGUCCUCCACAACAACUCUUGAAGAAACAUCCACAACUACAGUAGAAUUAACAUCUAUUAUUAUAACAGAGCCCUCAACAACAACUCUUACAGAAACAUCCACCACUACUGCAGCAGAAACAUCUACAACAGCAACAAGCGAAUCAUCCACAACAACUGCUGCUGAAACAUCCACCAGUACUUCAACUGUAAUGUCUACUACAACAAGAGAGUCCUCAACAACAACUCUUGAAGAAACAACCACAACUGAAUACUCAACACUCACAACAACACCUGCUAAAACAUCCACUGCUACUGCAGCAGAAACAUCUACAACAACAGAGGCCUCCACAACAACUCCUGUGGAAACGACCAACUAGUACCAUAACAGUAACAUCUACAACAGCAACAGAAUCCUCAACAACAACUCCUGUUGAAACAUCAACCACUUC
Molecule: messenger RNA, 6912 nt
Organism: Danio aesculapii
Lineage: Eukaryota; Metazoa; Chordata; Actinopteri; Cypriniformes; Danionidae
Product: mucin-2-like
Exons: 11
Coding region: 1-6840 (2279 amino acids)
Source: RefSeq, a predicted model, not a curated record